AUGUGUUGGUUGGAUUGUUCUAUCUAUCUAUCUAUCUUUCUAUCUAUCUAUCUAUCUAUCUAUCUAUCUAUCUAUCUAUGUCAGUCUCUUCAUUAUCUAUCUAUCUAUCUAUCUAUCUAUCUAUUAAAAUCUUUAAAAUUUUAUUACCCAAAAUCCUACAAACGGAUUCUAUCUAUCUAUCUAUCUAUCUAUCUAUCUAUCUAUCUAUCUAUCUAUCUAUCUAUAUCUCAUUCUGUUUCUAUCUAUCUAUCUAUCUAUCUAUCUAUCUAUCAUUCUGUUUCUAUCUAUCUAUCUAUCUAUCUAUCUAUCUAUCUAUCUAUCUAUGUUCAUAACUACCCCAGUCAAUGCCGGUUAUCGCCACUGAAGCGUGAAACUUCUUCUUCUUCUUCUUCUUCUUCUUCUUCUUCUUCUUCUUCUUCUUCUAAUCGUUGUAAUUGGACGGUUACUGAGUCCAAUUCAUUUUCUCAUGGUGAUCCCUUUUUCACUCCAUUAAAUUUAAAUCUAUCUUUUUUUUCUUUGUUUCUUCAUUUCCAUUCACCUGGUGGUUGUCACACCCUCUCGUCUCUACGGGUCAUACUUGCUUACGUCUAUCUAUCUAUCUAUCUAUCUAUAUAUCUAUCUAUCUAUCUAUCUAUCUAUCUAUCUAUCUAUCACACAGUUUCAUCAUUUCCAUUUAAUUUGUUAAUAUCGAUCUAUCUAUCUCAGUCUGUUAAUGUCUAUCUAUCUAUCUAUCUAUCUCAGCCUGAUAAUAUCUAUCUAUCUAUCUAUCUAUCUAUCUAUCUAUCUAUCUAUCUAUCGCAGUCUCCUGAUAAUAUCUAUCUAUCUAUCUAUCUAUCUAUCUAUCUAUCUAUCUAUCGCAGUCUGUUAAUGUCUAUCUAUCUAUCUAUCUAUCUCAGUCUGUUAAUGUCUAUCUAUCUAUCUCAGCCUGAUAAUAUCUAUCUAUCUAUCUAUCUAUCUAUCUAUCUCAAUCUGUUAAUAUCUAUCUAUCUAUCUAUCUAUCUAUCUAUCUAUCUAUCUAUCUAUCUAUCUCAGUCUGUUAAUAUCUAUCUAUCUAUCUAUUUAUCUAUCUAUCUAGACCGUUAUGAAAUCAAAUUUACUAAAUGUUACUUAAUGAAAAUUUUAAUUUAUUUAAAUUGA
This is a messenger RNA of Acanthosepion pharaonis, 1137 nucleotides long. The record is from the annotation of a GenBank genome assembly. NCBI's taxonomy places the organism in Eukaryota, Metazoa, Mollusca, Cephalopoda, Sepiida, Sepiidae.